GCGCAACGCACAAACUGCGGUUGUUGCUCUCGUGCGGUCUCCAACAGAAGGAAACCAGUCCGAGACGAAUGUUUUCAUUCUUGUUCUCCUGUUAUCAUUCGAGUGUCAUGUUCGAUUGACGUGAGAGUGCCGUUAAACCGCCGGCUUUGGUUGCAAAUCGGCUUGCUUUGCGUGGUCCGCCAAUUAUGCCGAAUUUCGCGGCCGGGCUCUUAUGCACUGCUCCCUUUCCGGGCUGUUCGUCGAGCUGUGCUGUUGACUUUGCCAGGAUAAACGCCCUUUAAACUGAUCGAGUGCGACAUGGACGAGAAAAAAGGCCCGCCCAGAUUCGGCGGCUCGAAAGUCUCAGAAAUCGCGAACAUUUUCCAGAACCGCGUGCCCAAUCAAAAGGAGGAAAUCUUCGCGCCGCUCAGAAAACCGCAAAAGUUGCACGAAAAUUCCGCGGAAAAACUGAUCGAGGCCGAAUCGCCGACCGUUACAGUGAUGCGCACCGAAUCGCAUGUGGCCCGUUUCAACAAUGCUCGGGCCAUGUUCGAGAAGCUCGGCUCAGAAGAUGCUCCGAAACCGGCCAGAGUGGUGCCCUUGCAAGGCACCAAGAGUGCGUCCAAUGUGCUGGAUCGGUCGCGAAGCAGUUCGGCAAACAGUGACGUUCGCGAGACGAAAUCGCAAAGUUCGCGCUCGCCUUCGCCCUCCAAGCCGAGAAAAGCGAACGGUUUGAAUGGGGACGCCAAAGCGAACGGAAAUGAGCCGAAGCUGCAGCCCUCCAAGCCGCUGCUGAUGAAGAAGCCGGAAAAGCCGGAGCGCAAGUUCAACAGCAAAGAGCUGAUCGAGCGCCAGAAGAACUGGACGUCGCAUUUCUCCAAGACCCGCAACUCCCGCUACCACAGCGACCCCAACAAGGCUGAGGUCAAACUGGCAGUUAACAACCGCGAACAAGAGCCUGCUCAUACCAAACUGGCCACCAGAAGCUCUUCCUUUGCUAAUUCCAGAGUCAUCAGCCCUCCAACCUCGCCUCCGCCAGACCCUCCCGUACGGACGGAGGCCUCAAAGCGGCCGUUGGCACGCAAAGAGCGGCCAGUUUCCUGCGGCAUUCUGCCCAACAUCUACUCAAGUGUGGCCAAAUACGACACAACCUCUCCCAAUAACGAUUUCGUGCACGCCAAGGAGAAAAGGUCCAGCCUAAUCGUGUCUCCCACUCCCAAUGAGGCCUCUCCCAAGUACAAAUCGACGCCGCAGGCCAAACAGGUGGCCCACAGGAAUGAUCUGGAGCCGAAGUGCCUCUUCAAGGAGGAGCGGGCGGGCGAAAGCCUGCAGCCCCCAGUUCUGGGCUUCGCCCCAAAGUCUCCCUUGGAGGACCACAAGUGCAGCAGGGAGAACCUGUCGGCUACAUCUGGGAGUUUGUCGUCGCUGAGCCCCCCCAGCAGCCCUAGCAAAGUGAAGUCUGAGCAGGAGAAGCAGGAGCAGGAGAGCAAUGAGAAGUCUCUUAUAGAUCAUAGUGAUAUCCACAAAGAGAGUAAGACUGACGAUCCUUUGGUUGUGCCAAGACGAACGAAAGUUUCCAGUAUUUGCCUUAACAUUCCUGCUGCUGGCCUAGGAAGCCGACCAUCUUCAAUUAUAACUACUUCAGAUGAAGGCGGUUUCAACGAGCCGUCGCCGAAGAUCGAGGCCCGACUAAAGCCACAUGAAGAAUCGCUGUACGAUUUCCCGAUAAACGAAGACAUCCCAGUGGAGAUUAACGACAACUCUUCACCUGAAGACGUGAAUGAAUAUUCUGAAGGGGAAGUUAUCGCGGACAAUCCCGUCAAACUCACACAGGCGGAAAUCGAAGCUUUGUACGCCGUGCCCAACAAGAACAAGAGCAACUCAAGCGGGCCCGCUGAAAAAAGACUCUAUUCAGUGACCGAAGUCCAGAGUCUGGACUUUGCCAAGUCAGUUUCGCCCACUGGUUCGGAUGCAGACUACGCAGUCCCAUAUCGAUCCCCAAGCAUGUUCCAUCAGAAAUCAGUGACUUCGACCGAUUCGGAUGUGUCGCAAGUAACAGUGAUUCCAGCGCAACAGUCUAUCGAUUCGGACGUGAUCUACCACAACCAGCCGCCGGUGGUCAACUCCGUGCUAUCCGAGCUGGAAAGCCAGGAGAGUUUCGAGAAGAAUUGCCAGACUUUCCUUAAUAAGGAGCGCGAGGACAGCGACAAUCUGCGCCCCGAACCGUUCAUCAUCAGCAGGGAGGUGUUGCAGACGGAAAAAGCUGCCCGCAGCCCGGAAAUUCAACGCUCAGAGGCGAUAAUUCUCGAUUCCAAUGAUCUGGAGUUUGCCGAUGAGCAGGCCAAGUCAUCAGAGGCAGACGCCAUGACUCCGGAUGAAGCCGAUAAUCUGCUCAGCUCAAAAAUUCUGGAGAAGAAAGUUAGGCCUGAUCUGCUAUCAGACGAAGAAGCCCAAGAAGUGACCAGACUGUUGCACGCCAAAGAGCAAAAAAUCCACAAAUGGCCGUACAACACCAGUUCGCUGUUGCAAGACUCCAUCACUGCGUCAGUGCACAAUUCAUCUGGCCCCGUUUCUUUGAACGACAGUUUAGGGCCGCCCUCCCUCCAGGAGGAGUCAGUUACCGAUUCCAUGCAAGAGCUCCAGAGGAACUUCAUGAUCGACAACAAAAAGGACAUGGAGCCUUUGUCGCAGUACUACGAGUCCACAUCCAGUCUGGACACGUCCACGCAAGAUGAGGAGGAGUUUAUUAGCCAUUCCAAACUGGAGGCAAGCUUUUCGGCUUCGGACUCCGGGCUGAUUGAUUCGGUAACUAGCACGUCGGAGGCGAACAAUCUGGAAACGGGGAGCGAAGGAGUGAGCGACUUUGUGCCCAAGCCUGUAAGUAUUGUGGGAGUGGAGCAUGGCGUGCACUACUAUGAGGACGGGCACUUUUGGAUGGAGGUGCCAGGUUUGCCUCCAGAGGAGGAGGAUGACGACUUAGAGUAUCCAGUAUACGUACCCAAACCGACCAAAGUCAUCUUUUCCACGCAUCCUAUUCGUGUGUUUUCCACGUUUAGCAUAUCGGACUAUGACCGGCGGAAUGAAGACGUUGAUCCAGUGGCAGCCUCGGCCGAGUACGAGCUGGAAAAGCGAGUGGAGAAAAUGGAGGUUUUUCCAGUGGAACUGAUCAAAGGCCCCGAGGGAUUGGGACUGAGCAUCAUUGGAAUGGGCGUGGGAGCGGACGCUGGCCUAGAAAAGCUCGGCAUUUUCGUCAAAACCAUAACGGCAAACGGGGCGGCCGCAAAAGACGGUCGCAUCAAAGUCAACGACCAAAUCAUCGAGGUGGACGGGAAAAGCUUGGUGGGCGUGACUCAGGCUUAUGCUGCUAGUGUGCUGAGGAACACCUCGGGAUUGGUCAAGUUUAGUAUCGGUAGAGAACGAGAUCCCGAUAAUAGCGAAGUGGCGCAGCUGAUCCGACAGUCACUGCAAGCGGACAGAGAGAGGGAAGAUCGAAGGCAGCGCAUGAUGGACGCUGAACAACAGCAGAGCGACACCAGCACUGUUCAGCUAACAGGCUCGACCAAUACGAGCGUGAGUGAUGGUCCAGUGAGCCCAACGGUGAACCAGGACUGUGUCUUUGAAAGCGAGCAGGAUAAUUCCGAGUCGCUCAGAAAUCUUCUACAAGAGACGCAACGCAAGCUAAGAUUGUCUGAGCAUGAGGUUGCAAGACUUAAGUCCAAGAUAAUGGAGCAAAAUGGGAUGAAGCCGGACGAUUCGGAAAAGUUCGAGCAGGUGAACGGGCGACUUCGCGACGCAGAACGGCAGCUGGUCGCCACUAGGAAGGAGGUGCAAACGUUCCAGAACAUGCUGGAACAGUCGCAAACCCAAUACCAGUCGCUGGAGAAGAAGUACAGCAAGGCCAAGAUGCUGGUCAGGGAGUUUCAGAGGCGCGAGUUGGAUCUGUUGCAUCGCGAGGACUUUUACCAGCAGCUGCUGCAGGAGAAAGACACCGACUACAAUGCGCUGGUCAAGAACCUCAAGGAUCGCAUCAUUGCACUGGAGCAGGACCUGCUUGAUACUCAGAGAAAAGCCGGACUGCCAAUGGUGCUGCCCUACGAUCGGAACAACGCCAAGCAGUUGACGCCGCAAAUGGCGCGCCGCGAGCCCCCCAAGCCAUUUUUCCAGUCCCUGAAUCCGGACUUUUCGGACACGGAAGUGUCCGAUCAGAGUCCGGACGAGGACAAGACGGCCACCGUUGAGCGCAAGCUGCCGGCCAAAGAAGAACUCGAUCGUGCGGUACCACCCCACGAACUCUUAGACAUAACAGCGACAAAAAGCAAGGCAGAGCUGGCGACGCGCAGCUCGCUAGCCAAUCGGCAGUUACCCAGCGUGAAAAAGGGCUCCCUAAGCAACAGCAGCUCUGAUUACGGGCUGGACGAGAGCUACAAUUCCGCCGACGAGCUCACUGACUCAGCUACUUACUCGCCCAGGGCCAAGCACUCUAACAACGCCGCGAAUCCCCCAUCUAAUGCGAGCUCCAGACCCACAUCGCUAAGCACUAACCCCCAUUAUAUCAUUCAACCGCAAUACACUAGUGUCCAACACCAGCAAUCGCAGCAGCGCUCGCACCAGCAGCAGUUCGAGCAGUACGCCGUCCAGUACAGCGAAGUGCAAAAAGCCAGCACCCACCACUCGGCGCAGAACGUCACUGGCAGCCAAUCUGCCGGCGUGGUUUACGCUCGGGUGCAGAAAGAGCAGAGAGAGAGGACGGACGAAGUGACGUGGUCGGAAAGUGGGGCGACUGGAGGCGGCAAGGGAGCGAUCAGCGUAGGUCCACCGGCCUCAUUGGCCGAACAACUGAAGCAAGUACUAGCCGAGAGAGAAAAAAGACUGGGUAGCGACAGCGCGACCAGUUCCACCGAUGAGCUGAACGAAAAAUCCAAAAGCGAUCCGGCUCAUCAUUUGCUUGAGGAAAUCCGACAAGCAGUGAGUGAAGCCAACGCUAAAGUUAAGAAAGUCGUUCCUGUUACGCUGUCGCCGCCUGGUAGCACGCCGUGGCAUCAUCAGGGCAACACGUCGCCUGAGCCUCCUUCUCCUUCCAGUCUCAGUUCCGGCUCAGUUUCCCCCUCAAGGCACGACACUUCAUGGGCCACCACGGAUCUGAGCCUGUCCUCCUGCAGCAUUGUGAGCGACAAACGUGGCUCGCACUUUUGGCACUCAACACCGGUCAACGAUUGGACUAAAGAUCAGGUUUGCCAGUGGCUGUUACAGAUCGGAAUGGACGAGCAUCUGCAGAAGUUUGCCGAGCUGCAGGUGAACGGAAGCGCUUUGCUACUGUUAACGACAACCGAUUUUAAAAUAUUGGGCAUAGCGAACGAGGAUAAGCACCGGCUGAAGCGGAAAAUCAAAGAGCUGAAAUCGCAGGCGGAAAAGGAGAGAAAACAGCAGGAAAAAGAGCGCAAGGAAAAGGAGAAACAGCUGCGCAAAGCGGAGAAAGCCAGUAAAAAGAAGUGAGGUCGCUUAGGUCCUGACAUGCAUUCUUAGGUAAUUUAUAUCGAUAUAGCGGCCAAACUGAUGCCAUAAAUGUUGUUAAUGUUAUGUUGAAACAAGUGAGAGUCCCCAUUAAGAUUUAAUGUACAAAAUGUGAGAAGCGCGUGUGAACUUUUGAGCUGAAUGUGCGUUUAAUUCUGUGAUGCCAAUAGUCUUAAUGUGUUGAGUGUGUUUGUCAUUGAUUUUCCUUGCGUUGGUCCACAUUGUUAUUUGUUUCUUGCCCAUAAGCGCCAGUAAAAAAAUCAUUCAGCUUCAUGUGCCUUCAAUGAGAGGAUGAUAAUCAAACGAAAUGUCUCGCUGAUCAAAUACCAAACAAUAAUGUUUCUUAACUACUGAACAUUUCACUUCAUAUUUAUUUCAUCGGGUGUUCGUGUUCUUGGCACUACUAUACUAAGUAGAUGAUUAACGUGCAAUAAAACCUAAGUCUGUGUAACCACUUGUAAAGUUAGCAAACUAUUAUUGCUAAUUAAUGAAUUGUGAAAUUUGCAAUUUGGUAUAUUUCUAGAUGUAGAUCUCGUGCAUGUGAUUGGGAUUCAUGUUCAAUUGGCGGAUGGACGGUUCUUCAUGCAUGCAAAUCAACCCCACAAGCCGAAUUAAUGCGCGUUUUUUUUGCAAAAACCUGCCCUCAACCGCCAAUUGGCGACUUUCUUAGCCAUACUCAUACAAGUUUUAAAUGUGACCUAGUGUAUGUAUAUUAUAGAUUGUACAUAUAGUACUAAGACGUACUUAGUCCUGUGUAUGUAAAGGAUUCGGCAGGAAGAUUCACAUUCUUGUACAUAUACUUAAUUUAUGUUUGGAUGUACUGUUGAAUUCACCCAGAAUUGUGUCUUCCUGCGCUUCCCUUACUCAUUUAUGUUCCUCUGGUUUUCAUUUUUAUAAACCAAAUAUCACGUUUUUACCGACAGUAGUUCAUAAUUCCCGUGACUAUUUUGCAAUAGAAUGGAGAGUUAAGACCAUGGAAGUGUGCAACUUUAAUGAUUCAAUGAGCAGCUUGCAUUUUCUUUGUAAUGCAGUAACAUUUAUGUGAUCCAUAGGUUUCGAAUUUUUUUGCUCAUAUUACCGCCUCGGAUGGUUCUUCUAGGGGCGAUCUUUUUUUAUUAGGUCAAAAAUAGGCACAGAAAAAAUUGACUGAAUAUAGAAAAUAAAAUGCGAA
This is a messenger RNA of Dendroctonus ponderosae (mountain pine beetle), 6661 nucleotides long. RefSeq lists its product as uncharacterized. Gene Ontology annotation, cellular component: actin cytoskeleton; dendrite; cytoplasm. The transcript has 23 exons. The record is from RefSeq and is a predicted model, not a curated record. Gene Ontology annotation, biological process: actin filament organization; calcium-mediated signaling; neuron projection development. The coding region runs from base 298 to 5472 and encodes 1724 amino acids. Lineage: Eukaryota; Metazoa; Arthropoda; Insecta; Coleoptera; Curculionidae. Gene Ontology annotation, molecular function: actin filament binding.